Odontomachus brunneus is the source of this 1181-nucleotide messenger RNA. RefSeq names its product 40S ribosomal protein SA-like. The transcript is spliced from 6 exons. Gene Ontology annotation, molecular function: structural constituent of ribosome. Gene Ontology annotation, biological process: ribosomal small subunit assembly; cytoplasmic translation. The coding region runs from base 197 to 1129 and encodes 310 amino acids. Lineage: Eukaryota; Metazoa; Arthropoda; Insecta; Hymenoptera; Formicidae. The record is from RefSeq and is a predicted model, not a curated record. Gene Ontology annotation, cellular component: ribosome; 90S preribosome; cytosolic small ribosomal subunit.
ACUCUAUUACUAGAAACAUUAUAGUAUAUGUCACAUAUACUAUAGCACUUCUAGUAAUAGAAUACACCCGAGUGGGGAAUCUGAACGCAGCCCUGGUCUAGAAUAGUAUAAAUAUUUGUGGUCGAAUCCUUUUCCAGUUGGAAGCCUCCUAGUGGCAUCUUAAAGCGUUGACUCGUAAUUCAAUCACAACGUAAAAAUGUCAGGAGGUUUAGAUGUGUUAACCCUGAAGGAAGAAGAUGUUACUAAGAUGUUGGCUGCUGGUACCCAUCUGGGUGCUGAAAAUGUAAAUUUUCAAAUGGAACAAUAUGUUUAUAAGAAGAGAGUUGAUGGUGCAGGCGUUAAUGUCAUCAACCUUCGUCAUACGUGGGAAAAACUGUUGCUAGCGGCUCGUGCUAUCGUCGCCAUCGAGCACCCUAGUGAAGUAUUUGUAAUUAGCUGCCGUCAUUCGGGCCAAAGAGCUGUGCUAAAGUUUGCGGCCCAUACCGGCGCUACACCUAUCGCCGGACGUUUUACCCCUGGUGCAUUCACCAAUCAGAUCCAGGCUGCAUUUCGAGAACCGCGUUUGUUAAUAGUCACGGAUCCCUCCACCGACCACCAGCCCAUUACCGAAGCCAGCUAUGUAAACAUCCCGGUAAUCGCAUUCUGCAACACUGACUCGCCACUGCGCUUCGUAGACAUUGCCAUUCCUUGCAACACCAAAAGUCUGCAUACUGUCGGUCUGAUGUGGUGGCUACUCGCCAGGGAAGUCCUGCGUCUGAGAGGCUCUAUCCCACGAGAAACCAAGUGGGACGUGGUGGUGGAUCUUUUCUUUUAUAGAGAUCCCGAAGAGGCAGAGAAGGAAGAACAGGCUGCGAAAGAAAUUGCGCCGGUCAAGGAAUUUACGGCUCCGGUAGAGGCUACUCCAGCUCCUGAACCUGGCUGGGUGAACGAAGUUGAAACAACCGCUGUGACCACAGAGAAUUGGGCUGACGAUGUGGCACCGCCAACAGCCACUGCUAUUACCACGACUAAUACUGCGCAGUCUUUUCAAGCUGGUGGCGACUGGGCUGCACAGCCCCCAGAGGAGUGGUCGACACCGGUGGCAACACCUGCUACCCAAAGCUGGGGAGGUGCAAGCGAAAAAUGGUAAAUCUCUGGUGCUUUCUGACUUUUUAAGGAUAAUGUCAAAGCGCUUUAUAUGA